Penicillium macrosclerotiorum is the source of this 3111-nucleotide messenger RNA. RefSeq names its product putative calmodulin-binding protein Sha1 (gene sha1). Bases 1 to 3111 code for a protein of 1036 amino acids. NCBI's taxonomy places the organism in Eukaryota, Fungi, Ascomycota, Eurotiomycetes, Eurotiales, Aspergillaceae. The transcript has 2 exons. Gene Ontology annotation, cellular component: spindle pole. The record is from RefSeq and is a predicted model, not a curated record. Gene Ontology annotation, biological process: mitotic cell cycle; establishment of meiotic spindle localization; spindle organization. Gene Ontology annotation, molecular function: protein binding.
AUGUCCGGAAUCUUGAAUGAAGCUUUCACCCCAUGCCCCUUGAAGACACGAUCGCCUGGGUUUAGUGAACACAGCGGCAGCGAGAUCUUCGACAGCGUGUUUGAUGGCGACUCGCCCUUUGAGACCACGGAGCAGGUGGACUUCACCACCGAAGUACGAGCGCCGAUAUUGACCGGAGUCCGACCACGACGAGCCAAUCGAGCCGGUAAUACCUUCCAGAUUCACGACGACUUCGAAAAACCGACGAAUCCAGCAGAGAAACGCAGACGGCCAAACGCAACGACCAGGGCGCCUUCGGAGCGUAAAUUGUCCGUGCUUGCCCAACCAGCUCAGCGCUUCCGCCCGAAAGUGCACCUUACUCUGAGUGUCUCAUCCCGACCGGUGAAACGAGAGAUCGAUCCCCCACCAAAAGAGCCCAAGAUAUGCCCGAACCUGAGCGAUGAACCAUCACCCGCCACGCAGACCCGGAAUACUGCAUCAAGCCGUCCACAGAAUAUCCCAGAAGCAGAACUCAGGAAACAUGUACGACGCAAUACAGUUUACAUCCCUCCGGAUGAUACGACCGUGGCGAGUGUGUUCAUGGGCUUAUUUAGCCCGUUGAAAAAGUCGAAGGGAAACACAUCGGAUCAACUCGUAGAGGACACACAAGUGGAUGUGUUUGAAGCAAAGAUAAUCAAGCAACAAGCGAGAAAGUCCUUGGCAGUUUCAGCUCGCCGACCCCCGUUGCAGCCAAGUGCGAAAAUAGCCCAAGAAGCUGCCCAGAGGGUGGACGUUGCUGGAAAGAACGGCGGCAAAGAGAAUGUUCCCCCUGGUACUUUUGCUGAUAUUGAGAAGCAAAGCUUCGUCAUAUCGAAGCCCCUAUCGAAGCCCAAACGAAUCAGUUCCGUCUCUGCCUUCAAGCCUGCUCCUACAACGGUUGCCCAGCAGGUGAAGAAAUCCGACUAUAUCGAUUCAAACCCCACAAUCGUGGAGAAACAACCAACAAGACGAGAUGUAUUGGGUGAAAAGCAAAACAAUGUGAAGCUUUUCCCAGCCCCUACCCGUUUGGAGGGAAGUGCUCGUCCGCAACAGAGACCCCUAGCGAACCACUCGGCGUCACUAAAUGCUCGAGCAUCAGCUUUAUCAGAGCGCCUUUCCCGUUCGGAGUCUCUUCAUGCCUCACGUAUUGAGAGUGUCUCUGCAAAAUUGAAACAGCUAAACAAUCAAUUCCCAAUACUCACAGAGAAUAUUUCUAAGCCGGCUCUGUACGAAGAAAAUUGGCUUUCCCACCAGGAGACUGUGAUUUCACAACUGGUCAAUGCGUUGUUUGAAUGCUCAGAUAGAGAUUCGGAUACCUUCAACUCAAAUGAACUACGCCUAGAACUUCUUCAAAUUUACCAUACGGACUACUUCGCUCAACUACACCAGCGCCUACAGGCGUCUUUGUCAUGUGGAAUAUUGAGUAUCCCCAGAGACACACUGGUCCACGCCAACCGCCUCAAGCAAGAUGUUGGUCUGAAGCGGAAAUUUCUCGACAUCUGGAUUCAAUCAUAUGAUUUAUAUGCCCUGGCAGCAGCGGCAGAGACCGUUGUGGGCCGGAAGGUUUUCAGCAGCUCUGCCAUGACCGAGCAUGGCAGGGGGCCUUCAAUUGAGGACGCCGUUAAAUUUGAAAGAACCAUGACUCGCAAGUUGGAACGAUUUUUGGAUACAUUCUUGCUCCGCAAUGACGAUCUCGGUCCAUCGGGACCCAGCGCGAAGGAGACUUCUCCUGAAAUACAAGCCAAGAUUUAUCGUCGGACGGUACUUCGAAGCAUUUUGAUCGUUGUGCUUUUGGACCACGGAAAACAGUCUUCGGGCGUGAGUCUCCCGCGAAAACUUUUUCCAACCUAUUCUUCUCUGAAGUCAUCGGCGGAGGUCAUCCAGGCUCUGGCACGCCUACUCUUGCCUUCAUGUGGGGAUAUCAUAAAGCCACUUCUGCAUCUUGGUUGUCAACUGUCUUACAAGCAGCAUCUUCUUCAAGAAUAUGAUUACCAAAUGCACAACCUUGCUGUGGAUCUCAGAGAUGGUGUUCGCCUAACCAGAAUAGUUGAAGUUCUCUUCUUCACAUCGGCGCAUGUGCAGACCCUCGAAGACCAAACUGAAGUUACUCUCUCGACCGGAGAAUCCGUCUCGCUUCUUGGGAACGAAAAAGACUUACCUCUCUCCAAGCAUCUAAAGUAUCCCUGUGCCAGUCGAGUAGCGAAACUCCACAAUGUACGGGUUGCACUAUCUGCCCUGAAUACAGUCCAAGGCUCUGGUACCAUUGUUGGUAGUAUAAGACCUGAAGAUAUUGUGGAUGGGUACCGUGAAAAGACCAUUGCCCUCCUUUGGGCUCUUGUGAGCAAAUGGGGUCUUGUUGGUCUAGUCGAUUGGCAUGAUGUCGAUAAGGAGAUCAUGAGGCUAAAACGCAAGGCAGCUUUGGAGCUUGGAUAUGACCGUAUCAAGGAUGAUCCCUCAUUUACGUGUGAACACCUCCACGAUAAAGACAAGCACAUUAAAUCGCUCCAGCAAUGGGCUGGAAUCCUCGCUACUCUGAAUGGCCUUCAUAUCGACAAUAUGACAACCAGCUUUGCUGAUGGACAACUAUAUGGGAGCAUCGUCGACGAGUAUGAACCAUAUAUCACAGGAGGCAUUCGACCACAGAAUCUGCAGGGAGGCAAACAGUCUGUCUCAAUGACAUUAGAGUCUCGACUUCGAUUGUUGGGGUGCAGCUCGCAAUAUGCUUGCCUCGUCUCUCCGGGAAUAGAUUCGCCGCAUUUCCUUGACGAUGAUUUCACACUAGGAGCUCUCGCAUUCCUUUGUUCAAGGUUAUUAUCUGCUUCGAAACGCCCCCGCGCAGCCACAGUGCUGCAGCGAGCCUGGCGAGCUCACCUUGCCAAAAGAGACGAGAACCGCCGUGCGAUCGCACGCAAUCUUGCUGCACAUUGUGCAAUCGUUGUUCAAACAAGAAACGAGAUAUUGUGGGCAAAAGAGGUUAUCACGCGUUACUGGAGGAUGUAUCAGGCUCGCAAGCGACGACCAAAAGCCAUUCGAGCUCAGUCUUCACAUAUUGGUUAUCACCAGAGCCGGAAAAAUCCCAAACGCCGUCUUUGA